Messenger RNA from Durusdinium trenchii, 1701 nucleotides. Lineage: Eukaryota; Dinophyceae; Suessiales; Symbiodiniaceae. The record is from the annotation of a GenBank genome assembly.
GUGACACUGUGCCUGCCGCGAUCAUGCCCGUUACUUCGUGCAGGGGUUUAGUGAAAGAAGGCACCAUGUGAGAUGAAGCACAGGGCAGGAGUGCGCUCCAACAGUGUGGGCAGCGUGCGACGUGGGCUGGGUGCCUCGAACUGUCCAAGGUUGAGUUUAUUCCUGCCCCAUGAGCAUGGUUUGGAGAACCCACCCAGGACCGCCAGCUCCAUGGACAAUAUCCUUCAGAUGAUGGAGGUCGCCUGGCGUCAAAUCAGCGCAGCCAGAGGCAGCACUGUCAAGCUGGCCAAUCCAGAACACAACCUGUUGGUGAGCUUGGAAUCUGCCCGGGACUUCAUGCUUGGUAUGCUGACCGAACCAGAUCCUGGACGCAGACAUCUUGAAGAGGUCUUUGGAGGCGAUUGCAGCAGAAUUGCGCAGGUUCGGGCUAUCCUGGAUGCCGUGAAGCUUUCAAGUAGAAUCGUCGGCGACGACCGCGUCAUCUCUUGCAUGAAUGCAGUGAAGUCCGUCGAGAGUGUCCUCAAGAAGGACUGCGGGGCUGCCGCACGCCUUUCAGAGGCCCAAAGAAAGGAGUUGAAGAGGAUACAUGACAAGCAAAGUAGGUUUGAAGCGAGACAUUUACGUGGAGAGUUUUCGCCCUUGAAGAGCAGCACUGCCAGGCAGUCUUUCCUCUUGAGCGCAACUGGUCGAGGUGAAGAAAUCGUACCAGCUGUAAGUGGCAAUUUCUCCCGGCCGCGGAGUGCUUCAACCUCUGCGAUUGGAGGAGAUGACGAUAAUGAGAACUGGAAGGCUCUCAGAGACACCUGGGAAUCUGGAAGCCUUUUUCACACACGGGUCGAAGCGUUAAAAGAGCCUCAACGCUCCGAAAACGCGGACGUCAAUGGUUGCAGAAGUAGAUCAUCGUCGAGCUCAGAGGACUCUGCCAUUGAAGCAGAGCUGGGCAAAGAAGAGAUGGGGAAAGUCCAGGUCGACACGAGAGAACCUGAAGAAUCUCUUCAGGCCAGUGAAGCUUUGGAGAAAAAUAGCCCGGAGGUGGAUGAUCAGCAAGCAGGAUACAAGGACCCAAAUCCUCCAGGCAGCCGUGAGGAUGAACGUUUUGCAAGUGAGCAGAUCUUUGAUCCAGAGCAACCAGCUGGUGAGGACUCAGACUCGGAUUCUGAUGUCCCAAUGCCAGAGAACUGGGGUGUCCAACGGCAGAAGAGAGGUAGUAUAAUCAGACCAGUGGAGCUGCCCCAGCAUUUGCUGGAAGCUGCCAAGCUUGCCGGAUAUGGAGCCGGGUUGCUGGAUGUGGUCGAAUUCCAAGUGGCCUGCCACGAGGAAAAGAUUGGCAUUGCCUUCAAGAUUCUGCCGCCUGCUGGACACCUGGUGGUGGAAAGGAUUACACCUGGAAGCCCAGCUGAAGCUUUGAUGCUGCCGAAGGGAAGACUCUUGUGCGUCAACGGAGUGCACACAGGUUCCAUUGAGGCCAAGGAGUUCUUUGGUUUGAUGGAGCAGCGGCCCUCCAGCUCCUCUUCUUGCGUCCCAGUUUGAAGAUGGGGUAGAUUGGUCCAAUUUGAUUGGCGGCAACGGCAAGUUGCCUGUUAAUGAGCCUAGUUAGAACGGCGCGAAUGUGCCACUUGCCCUGCAGUCAACCUGCAGCACAUGUGCAAAGAUGUCCUGGCGAUGGCAAACCAUCUUCAGGAGACACUCCGAUCGUUUUCA